Messenger RNA from Microbotryum saponariae, 1474 nucleotides. Lineage: Eukaryota; Fungi; Basidiomycota; Microbotryomycetes; Microbotryales; Microbotryaceae. The record is from the annotation of a GenBank genome assembly.
AUGUCGAUGCAAGUCGAACCACCCUCACCCGUGCAUCAACAACCGCACCAACACCAAUAUCACCAUCACCACCACCACCACCACCACCAUCACUCGAUGAACCCGCCCAGUAGCUGGGUGGCGUCAGCUGCUGCUCCGUCUUUAUCGUCAUCACCGUCGUCGUCAGCGAACGCAUCCUCGCAUGUCGUUCCUUUCGGCGCCAUUCCAGGAUCCCAACCCGGUGCUCUUUCGUUUGGGUUCGGACUGUCAGCGGCCUCGCACAUGUCGUCGCAUUCGCAGCAGCAGCCCCCAGCUACAGCGACGGGAGGAUGGGGUCAUGCCGCCUCCGCCUCCGCAGCGUGGGGCCAAGCAGCAACGACACAACAUCAGCAACAGCAGGCCGCGCUCCGAUCAAACAACACCGCAGCAACGCCAGCCAGCCCGGCGGUGGCUGUCUCGUCGCGCAGGAGGAGACGGCGCAGCCUGUCAAUGGACGAUGACGAAGCGCAGGACGCCUCCAUGGACCAGCACAUCAGAUCUUCGCCUCGCACAAUUGCAGCUGCCCCACCAUCCUCUACCAGAGGGAUCAAGAAGGCGCGUGUUGCAUCGACGUCGAUUGCUCAGGCCACACCUGGGCCUACUACGGCUGAUCUUGGCAAAGCGCUCGGUAAGUUGUGCGCUUAUCAAUCGUUCUCUUGAGCCCAGUAAUUGACGCUGCCGUUUCUCCCUUACAGCCUCUCUCUCCAAAGAGUCGCUCCUGUCCCUUUUGAACAAGCUCGUUUCGACCUCACCUCAACUUGUGCCGACGAUCGAAGCGUUGCUCCCCCCGCCGACGCUCUCGCAUUCAAUCGAAAUGAUCCACCAUCUCGAACGCGCCGUCGUCGCCGCCUUGCCCGGUGGUCAGAACCUGCGCGACGAAUACGUCUUUGGUCGCGUGCGUGUUCCCUUGGAGCAGUUCGUCGCCGAGUCCAAAUCGUUCCUCGCCGCGUUCUGUUCUCCAACGCCUCGCAUUUCUUCGACAUCGAUUUCCUCGGAUGACGAGAUCGGGCACCCUUCGACGACGUUCGCCUUCUUGUUCGCCUUGACGUCCUCGUUGAGAAGGCUCGAGCUGGCUUUACCUUCCACGCGUUCGCAAGUUCUCUCCACCACCUCGGACCCGAUGAACCCGAUCGCUUCCCAUCUCCUCCCUUUGACGAUCAAUCAAUGGCACGUCUGGUUAACGCGUCUCUCAACAGGGGUCAAUCACGAAGGUCGCAUGCUAGCCGCAACUACACUGAGGACCUGGUUCGCUAAAUUGGAAGAGUUGUGCGUCGAUAGUCCUGGUGUGGGAUUGGUAGGGGGCAGAGGGGAAGGGGUCGCUAAGAGGGCUAUGGAAGGGGUUAGGGAGAGGUUGAGGAAGGAGGUGGGGUGGGUGAUCGGGUGGAGAGAGGGGGCUGGGGCGGGUAUGGAGGCGGACGGGAGAGGUAUCGAGACCGAGGAGGAGGAGGAACUCUAA